AUGACUGUUUACAUUUGUCCAGAAACUGGAGAUGAUGGUAAUGAUGGUAGCGAGCUGAAACCUUUAAGGACGCUUUAUCAGGCAAUGAUAAUUACUAAGUCUUCCAAAGGUGACUUCUUAAUAAGGACAAAGAAAGAUGGAAAACAAAUAUGGGAAGCUGCUUCAAAGACGGCAUUGAAGAAAAGUUGGAAACAUUACGAGCAAGAAAUGUUGAAGAAUGAAAAAGUUGCUGCAAAGAUGUUAGAGAAGGAUGCGACAGAAGUGGGAGUAAAAGCAGCCCUUGAAGAAGCCAAAAAAGUGCAAAUAGAACUGGACACGAGUCUGUCAUAUAUCACUGGUGUGAAGAUUCGUGAUCUAGUUAAGCACCGUAAUGAACGUGUUUGCAUCAAAGGAUGGAUUCAUAGAAUGCGUCGACAAGGAAAGUCACUGAUGUUUUUCAUCCUUCGAGAUGGGACUGGUUUCCUUCAAGUACUACUCAUGGAUAAAUUGUGCCAGACGUAUGACGCUCUCACUGUGAAUACUGAAUGCACGGUUGAGAUAUACGGCGCAAUAAAGGAAGUUCCGGAAGGUAAAGAGGCACCGAACGGGCACGAGUUAAUAGCUGAUUUUUGGAAAAUAAUAGGAAAUGCACCUCCUGGAGGCAUUGAUAAUGUGUUAAACGAAGAAGCAAGUGUCGACAAAAUGUUGGACAAUAGACAUUUGGUUAUUCGAGGUGAAAAUGCUGCUGCAUUGCUACGUUUGAGAGCAGCUGCUACUCGAGCAAUGCGGGAACAUUUCUAUAAUGCUGGCUAUUUGGAAGUUGCACCACCGACUUUAGUGCAAACGCAGGUAGAAGGUGGAUCAACGUUAUUUAAUCUGGAUUAUUUUGGUGAGCAAUCUUUUCUUACGCAGUCAUCACAGCUCUAUCUAGAAACUUGUAUUCCCACUCUUGGUGAUGUCUUCUGCAUUGCUCAGUCUUACAGGGCGGAAAAAUCUCGCACUCGUCGACACUUGGCGGAAUAUGCACAUGUUGAAGCCGAGUGUCCUUUCAUAACGCUGGAUGAUUUGAUGGAGAAAAUUGAAGAACUCGUUUGCGACACAGUGGAUCGACUUUUAGCUGACGAGGAGGCAAAAAAAUUAUUGGAACACAUUAAUCCGAAAUUUCAACCGCCAGAAAGACCAUUUUUAAGAAUGGAAUACAAGGAUGCUAUUAAAUGGUUGCAAGAACACAAUGUUGAGAAUGAAUUUGGUAAUACUUUUACUUAUGGGGAAGAUAUUGCUGAAGCAGCGGAACGUUUCAUGACUGAUACCAUCAAUAAGCCUAUUCUACUGAAUCGUUUCCCGAGCGAAAUUAAGGCAUUUUAUAUGCAGAGGGAUGCACAGGAUAAUACCUUAACAGAAUCUGUUGAUCUUCUUAUGCCUGGCGUUGGCGAAAUUGUUGGUGGCAGUAUGAGAAUUUGGAAGUUCGAUGAACUAUCGAAAGCUUUUAAAAAUGUGGAAAUUGACCCGAAACCGUAUUACUGGUACUUGGAUCAACGUUUAUAUGGCACCUGUCCUCAUGGUGGCUAUGGACUUGGUUUGGAACGUUUUAUUUGUUGGUUAACAAACACCAAUCAUAUUCGCGAUGGUCGUUGUGGUGUGUGUUUUAUUUUCUCAGCAUUAGGAGCGCUUGAAAUGUAUGUGGCGCUCAGGACUAAAAAACGGCCGGUAAAACUAUCAGUACAGGAUGUAAUGGAUUGUAGUGGAAUGGAAAAAUGCAAAGGAAGAGGCGGAAAUGAACCUGCGGUUUUUCGUUGGGUUGCUGAGCACGGUGUAAAGACCGAUAAGAGUUACCCAUAUAAGGAAAAUGAUAGUGUUUCAUGCCCGAGAAAUACCCCACAACGACGAAAGUAUGGUUUAGCUGAUGCAUUCUAUUUACCUCCUAGCAAUGAACAAAUUCUCAAGAAGAUACUAGCACUAUAUGGACCAGUUUGUGUAUCGUUACAUUCGUCAUUACAAAGUUUUGUAGCUUAUCGAAGUGAAAAAGUAAAUCAUGCGGUAAUAGCGGUUGGUUAUGGUGUCCAGAAUGGGAUGGAAUAUUUUAUCAUCAAAAACAGUUGGGGCCCUACAUGGGGUCAAAAAGGAUACGGUCGUAUUCGCGCUGGGGUAUUUAUGUGCGGUAUUGGUCAUUUUUCGAACGUACCAAUCUUCAAAUGA
Messenger RNA from Brugia malayi, 2175 nucleotides. RefSeq lists its product as uncharacterized. Gene Ontology annotation, molecular function: asparagine-tRNA ligase activity; ATP binding; cysteine-type peptidase activity. The record is from RefSeq and is a predicted model, not a curated record. The transcript has 15 exons. Bases 1 to 2175 code for a protein of 724 amino acids. NCBI's taxonomy places the organism in Eukaryota, Metazoa, Nematoda, Chromadorea, Rhabditida, Onchocercidae. Gene Ontology annotation, biological process: proteolysis; asparaginyl-tRNA aminoacylation. Gene Ontology annotation, cellular component: cytoplasm.